UGUGGCCGAGGUGGGCAUUAAUUGAGAUUGCUACUACAGCUGCAAAUGAUCGGGUGACGAUGAGGAUUCAGUCCAGCGGGGAUCCAGAACAAAAGCCAGUUAAACCGCAUUCGUGUGCCCGACUAUGGCCGAAUAUCUGCGUAGAGCGCAGAGCAGAGACCAUUUAUAAUACUCAAAUACAUGCAAUUAUUGAUUUUAUAAGUAAUGCCGUGAUAUCUGAUUGUUUUGCAAUCCGAACGGCCGUAGACCGUAGACCGUAGACCGACCUCCUCCCAGACCGCAGACCUCCCCCGCUGAGCGAGAAAUAUUCGCACGUUUCCAUCGAAAUGGGAGGGAAUCCGCACUUUGGAGUCGAGACUGUUUUUUAGUUGCGUCGCGACUGUGAAAGCCUCAGGUCUUCUUAGCGAAGGAGGCAAUCGGAUUGCAUAGGAUUUGAAUAAGGGAAAGUAUAAUACAAUAGCUUAGGGAUGCAGGUUCCUCGGAUGAAGCUCUUGAUGGGCUCGGGUGCCAUGUUCGUGUUUGCCAUCAUCUACGGCUGGGUGAUCUUCCCCAAAAUUCUCAAGCUAAUGAUUUCAAAGCAAGUUACUUUAAAACCAGGAUCGGAUGUUCGAGAACUCUGGUCCAACACUCCUUUCCCCCUGCAUUUUUAUAUCUACGUUUUCAACGUUACAAAUCCGGAUGAAGUGGCCGAAGGAGCUAAACCCAGAUUGCAGGAAGUGGGUCCCUUUGUUUUCGAUGAGUGGAAGGACAAGUACGAUUUGGAGGAUGAUGAUGAGGAGGAUACGGUUGGAUUCAACAUGAGGAAUACCUUCAUAUUUAACAAAAAGGAUUCGCUUCCACUGACGGGUGAAGAGGAGAUUAUCCUUCCUCAUCCCAUAAUGCAGCCUGGCGGAAUCUCGGUCCAAAGGGAAAAGGCUGCCAUGAUGGAGUUGGUUUCCAAGGGAUUGAACAUUGUGUUUCCCGAUGCCAAGGCCUUUUUGAAGGCCAAGUUCAUGGAUUUAUUUUUCCGUGGCAUCGACGUGGAUUGUUCAUCCGAGGAAUUUGCUGCAAAGGCUCUCUGCACGGUUUUCUACACCGGAGAAGUAAAGCAGGCAAAACAAGUCAACCAAACGCACUUCCUGUUCUCAUUUAUGGGUCAGGCCAAUCACUCGGAUGCUGGACGAUUUACAGUGUGUCGUGGAGUGAAGAACAAUAAGAAACUGGGAAAGGUGGUGAAAUUCGACGACGAGCCGGAGCAAAACAUUUGGCCAGAUGGCGAGUGCAACACUUAUGUGGGCACCGAUUCCACAGUUUUUGCUCCGGGUCUCAAAAAGGAGGAUGGCCUGUGGGCCUUUACUCCGGAUCUCUGUAGAUCCCUGGGUGCCUACUACCAGCACAAGUCGUCGUAUCAUGGAAUGCCAUCCAUGAGAUACACCCUGGAUUUGGGAGAUAUUCGUGCGGAUGAAAAUCUUCACUGUUUCUGCGAAGAUCCCGAGGAUUUGGACACUUGUCCUCCCAAGGGAACCAUGAAUCUGGCUGCCUGCGUGGGAGGUCCUUUGAUGGCCUCCAUGCCGCACUUUUACUUGGGUGAUCCCAAGCUGGUGGCCGAUGUGGAUGGUCUUAAUCCAAAUGAGAAGGAUCAUGCGGUUUUUAUAGAUUUUGAACUUAUGUCUGGAACUCCUUUUCAGGCCGCCAAACGUUUGCAGUUUAAUCUGGAUAUGGAACCAGUGGAGGGCAUUGAACCCAUGAAGGGUUUGCCCAAGUUGAUCUUGCCUCUUUUUUGGGUGGAGGAGGGUGUUCAACUCAACAAAACCUACACAAAUUUGGUGAAGUACACACUCUUUUUGGGUCUAAAAAUCAACUCAGUGCUGCGAUGGUCUUUGAUUACUUUCUCCUUUGUUGGCCUGAUGUUCGCUGCCUAUCUUUUCUACCACAAAUCGGACAGUCUGGACAUUACCAGCAUCAUGAAGGAUAACAACAAAGUGGACGAUGUGACCAACAGCAAGGAGCCUCUGCCAGAUCCAACCAAUCCAAAUCCAAAUCCAAAAUCAACCAUCCCUCCAAAGCAUCCUCCGAGUACUUUGCAGACUUUUCAGGGGGGAAACACACUAAUUCCGGGCACCAAUCCCACCAACCUCAAAAUGGAACACCGGGAGCGCUAUUAAAACC
Messenger RNA from Drosophila ficusphila, 2148 nucleotides. It is a transcript of the gene Snmp1, whose product is annotated as sensory neuron membrane protein 1. Gene Ontology annotation, molecular function: scavenger receptor activity. The transcript is spliced from 7 exons. Gene Ontology annotation, cellular component: membrane; cytoplasm. The record is from RefSeq and is a predicted model, not a curated record. Lineage: Eukaryota; Metazoa; Arthropoda; Insecta; Diptera; Drosophilidae. The coding region runs from base 468 to 2144 and encodes 558 amino acids.